Messenger RNA from Maniola jurtina (meadow brown), 1519 nucleotides. Its product is annotated as RAB6A-GEF complex partner protein 2. Gene Ontology annotation, cellular component: Ric1-Rgp1 guanyl-nucleotide exchange factor complex; Golgi membrane. Gene Ontology annotation, biological process: retrograde transport, endosome to Golgi. Lineage: Eukaryota; Metazoa; Arthropoda; Insecta; Lepidoptera; Nymphalidae. The coding region runs from base 170 to 1351 and encodes 393 amino acids. The transcript is spliced from 7 exons. The record is from RefSeq and is a predicted model, not a curated record.
GUCAAAAAUCUCAACAAUCAAAACAUGCCCUUUUUAUAAAAAUUAUAAAUUUUUAUACUUGUAUGUACAAAAAUUAAUAGAGAGCUUUUACUUAUUAAUUAACUUCCCUUUUCUUUAAUCAAAUACAUAAAUCAAUAAUGUGGUGAAGUGUUUCUAAUGGUAUUUUUCUAUGCUACCUUCGCCUAGUACAAACAUGAUCGAAUUAUCAGCAAAACUCACAACUGGCUCAGUUUAUUUAGCUGGAGAGGCUUUGGAAUGCUGUAUUACUUUUAACCACACACCUCAGCCUGAGCAUAGGAACUCUCAAAGUCACAAUGAUAUCCUAGAAAACUUAGCCUGGGCUUCAGCACAAAUUCACUGUUUUUUCUCAACAUCAAAAAGUACAGGUGAAAAAGCCAAUGUAUUUGAAAAAACUACAGCUUUAGAAGUGACCUCAUGUGAUAUUGGAGACGUUGUAUUUCAUACAAAACCCAAAAUACUGUUCUGUGAUCUGACUAUACCCUUAGGGGAAACAAAGACAUUCUGGUAUAGAGAAUCUCUCCCUAUAGAAGCACCACCAUCAUACAGAGGCACUGCUGUUAAAUACUCCUAUAAGAUAACUAUAGCAACACAGAAGGUAGGGUCCCAUAUAAAGAUGGUGCGAAUACCGUUCAGGGUCCUCCCCAUCAGUCCAAUCAUGAACAUGCAAGAUUUAGCUGCAUUAUGUGGGAAUGAAACUACAGAAGAACUCCAGCCAACUAAUCCUUUUUCUGAGGAAAGGAAGGUUGAAACUCCUUUGACAAUGGCUUUACAAGUGUUACAGAAUCUCACUGCAAGAAGAAGCCCAAACUCAUACAUGAUUACAAAUGCACGGGGGAAAGUUGGCAGAUUUUGCCUGUUCAAAUCAGCUUACAAAUUGGGUGAAGAUAUUGUCGGCACUUUUGAUUUUUCAGUUGGUACAGUCACCUGUAUGCAGGUUUCAGUAUCUUUACAACCUGAAGAAGUAACUAAAACUAAAACGCCUAUGAAAAGUGCAAACAAAGAAAAUAGCAGCAGGUCCAUGACAGUGGCCAGGUAUCAUGAGGUGACGCUGGGGCUCACACAUUCACAGCUUAUUUUGCCAAUUCCUUUGCAUAUUACACCUGCAUUUGAGGGUGAAGAAGUUUCAUUAAGCUGGAGGCUUCACUUUGAGUUUGUGACAAGCAACGAGAGAUUACAGCCAGGCCCAGACGAUAGGGACUGGAAUGCCCCACUCAAUGUGCCAAUAGAAACUAUGGUGUGGAACCUUCCUGUGAAGAUCUACUCUACGUUACCCAAACAGAUUAGUCAGCAAACUGUAGGCAAUGAUGCAUAUACUUUAUACAUUAAAUAAAUAAAUUUCACUAAUGCUUAAAAUGCUUUAACUGUGAAUAUUAGUUCAGAUUUGUCUUGUGUAAAAUAGAAAUAUUGUUAAUACUAAUUUUAAGAAGUGUAAUGUACAUUUAUAAAUGGUAAUUAUAAAAUGAUACUAAAGCAUUCCUAAUAAAUAAUUUAUUAAUUA